UUCGGAAUCAAUUCAGCAGCGCAAGACUCGUUUUUUGACAUUUGUAUCGCAGGGUUGAGUGGAGAAUUUAUGGACUCUGCCUUUUGUUGGCAUCAUGGGCGCUUUGUGCUCGCGGUAACUUAUACUUGGCCCAAAAAGUAAUAAGCAAUUCGCUUGGAAAGCAACCGAAUGGGGAACCAUAUAAAAAGGCUCCCCCGACCAAAGUCAGUUAUCAGUCAACGUUCGUUCUCGACCAGACAGAAUCAGCCAACAUGUUCAAGUUUGUGAUGAUCCUCGCCGUUGUGGGAGUGGCUACCGCCCUGGCCCCAGUCUCCCGUUCCGAAGAUGUCAACGCCGAUGUCCUUUCCCGCUCCGAUGAUGUUCGUGCCGAUGGAUUCGAUUCCAGUCUGCACACCUCCAACGGAAUCGAGCAGGCCGCCAGCGGCGAUGUCCAUGGCAACAUCCAUGGCAACUUCGGAUGGAUCUCCCCCGAGGGCGAGCACGUGGAGAUCAAGUACGUCGCCAAUGAGAACGGAUACCAGCCCUCGGGAGCUUUGAUCCCCACUCCUCCUCCAAUCCCAGCGGCCAUUGUCCGCGCCCUCGAAUGGCUGCAGUCUCACCCCCCAGCCCCCGAGCAACCCCGUCGUCACUAGGACUCGUCACCUGGAUCCCGGACCACUCCACGGACUGUUCUCCCGAAACAUAUCGCUCUAGUUGUUUAUCUAUACUUCUUGACUUUCAAAAAAAUACAUGCACAUGCUUAUAGCAGUAAGCAUAUAGCAGUUCUUCAUUGAAACCUUUCUUUAAGUACU
Molecule: messenger RNA, 791 nt
Organism: Drosophila erecta
Lineage: Eukaryota; Metazoa; Arthropoda; Insecta; Diptera; Drosophilidae
Product: larval cuticle protein 2
Exons: 1
Coding region: 252-632 (126 amino acids)
Cellular component (GO): chitin-based extracellular matrix
Molecular function (GO): structural constituent of chitin-based larval cuticle
Source: RefSeq, a predicted model, not a curated record